UCGGCAACCGAUGAAUUCAUAUCCAGACGAAGGAGAUAGCAGGGGACGCUAUUGCUAUUAGGCCCACUCGUUAUCUCCCCUUCUGUUCGCUUGGAGCUUGGACUUUGCGGACGGAUCUCGGGCUUGGGCGUCUUGACUGUAGACGACGCUCCUGGAGACGGGUGACACGGGACACGAGUCGGUAACGGUCAAGUCGACGAGAGGUCGGUCGAUCGGUAGACACUGAACAAAAUAGCAUUGUCUUUCCCAGCGCCGUGCGACUUGCGAGGGAUCCUUUUAUGACACCGGUUCAGCCUGCUCCUCGACCGCCUCACCUCCUGCACGCGACAGCUUCUCACGCGGACUCCUGGUGCAUCUUGCACUUUAUCGCGGACGCGCUUAUAUAAUGAUAAUGGUAGCAUAUGUGUUUUACAACUCUCAUUCCUCAUAUGCGAUAUUAUAUGCCUGUUGUUCACAUCAUGUCUUUCAUGAAGCGUCAUCAAGUAGUUGUUGCUUGUUUGGUGAGUCUAAUUGGCUUCAUCUUAGCAUUACCAAACAAGAUACACGUGCAAAUCCAACAGGAGAUGAAAAGAUCGACUACCGCUUUCAAUUAUAUCAACAAUGACGUUUUUCAAUCCAUUGAAUACACAACUUGUAGUAACAAUCCCGAGGAAGAAAUGACAACUAUAGAUAUGAUAAAGAAAUCGGGAUAUCCAACGGAAGAACAUUUCGUUACGACGCAAGAUGGUUAUAUUUUGACUUUACAUAGAAUUCCAGGCGAGAAAGGAUCACCUGUUGUAUUAUUGCAGCAUGCUUUAUUGGAAAGCUCAUUUUGUUGGAUUAUCAAUGGAAAAAAGAAAAGUUUAGGUAAGCACUUUAUUUCCUAAAUAGGGCUUCCGUAUCUCAUUGCUAAUGAAGGCUACGACGUUUGGAUGGGAAAUGUUCGUGGUAACACGUACUCAAAAAAUCACACUAUUUUAUCAACGUCUGAUCCCGAAUUUUGGAACUUUAGUUGGCAUGAAAUGGGUAUUUACGAUGUACCGGCUGAAAUUGAUUACAUCACAUCACUGAAAAAUGACAGUUUAAUAUACAUAGGACAUUCAAUGGGCACUACAAUUUUUUAUGUGAUGGCAAGUGAACGACCAGACAUUGCAUCGAAAGUUAAAGCAAUGUUUGGCUUUGCUCCAGUUACUUUUACUAGUAACAUAAAUGGUUUAUUUUUUCCACUUGGAGUAUUUCUUGGAAAUCUUCAGAAAUAUACAAAUUUUGAAGGAACGCAUGAAUUUUUCGCACAAAAUUCUGUAUUCAAAUUCGCAGCGAAGUGUAUUUGUAAUAGGCCAAUUAUAAAACAAAUAUGUCGAGAUAUUAUUUUUUCAUCUGUUGGUUUCAAUGCAAGACAAUUUAAUACGACAAUGCUGCCAUUAAUAUUGACUCAUACUCCCGCUGGAACAUCAUUGAAAACUGUCAUUCAUUAUGCACAAGGAAUUAAAUCUAAAAAAUUUCGUCAAUAUGAUUACGGCUCGCAAAUGAAUGCAAAAAUUUACAAAAGUAAAAGUCCGCCUGACUAUGAUUUAACAAAAAUUGAUGUGCCUACUCAACUAUUUUGGAGUAAAAAUGACUUUCUGGCCCAACGAAAGGAUGUGCUAAAAUUGUAUGAGAUGCAGUCAAGAAAAGUGAAAAUCAAUGUAGUCGACGAUCCGUCCUUCAAUCACUUGGACUUUAUAUGGGGCAUUGAUGCAUCGAAGCUCGUUUAUUCGAAACUCCUUCAUUUGAUGGAAAAAUAUCGACAUUAAAUCUUCAUAAGAUAAUCGAUGAAUUUUACUGAAAAUGUUAAUGUAUUAAACAUUUUAUAGUAAUAGUUCAUGUAUUUUACUAACACUA
Messenger RNA from Ceratosolen solmsi marchali, 1860 nucleotides. RefSeq names its product lysosomal acid lipase/cholesteryl ester hydrolase-like. The transcript has 8 exons. NCBI's taxonomy places the organism in Eukaryota, Metazoa, Arthropoda, Insecta, Hymenoptera, Agaonidae. Gene Ontology annotation, biological process: lipid metabolic process. The record is from RefSeq and is a predicted model, not a curated record. Gene Ontology annotation, molecular function: hydrolase activity, acting on ester bonds.